Messenger RNA from Zerene cesonia (dogface butterfly), 3823 nucleotides. It is a transcript of the gene Actn, whose product is annotated as alpha-actinin, sarcomeric. Bases 140 to 2935 code for a protein of 931 amino acids. The transcript is spliced from 21 exons. NCBI's taxonomy places the organism in Eukaryota, Metazoa, Arthropoda, Insecta, Lepidoptera, Pieridae. The record is from RefSeq and is a predicted model, not a curated record. Gene Ontology annotation, molecular function: actin filament binding; calcium ion binding. Gene Ontology annotation, biological process: actin cytoskeleton organization; muscle cell development. Gene Ontology annotation, cellular component: cell projection; plasma membrane; cortical actin cytoskeleton.
AAGUAGCGCUUGUGAGCCAGUCUUCUUGCAGCAGGCGCGCGGCCGGCUGCUUGUUGCAGUGCGCGGUGCGAACUAUCACACACGAGUUCGCGGUCAUAGGCUCGAACGAACAUCGAAAUCGACGGUCAGUGCGGUGACCAUGAUGAUGGACAACGGGGUGUUAACAAAUAAUUAUGAGUAUGGGGACGGAUACAUGGAACAGGAGGAGGAGUGGGAACGCGAGGGUCUCUUAGACCCGGCCUGGGAGAAACAACAGAAAAAGACUUUCACAGCAUGGUGUAACAGCCACUUGCGUAAAGCCGGAACUGGUAUCGAGAACAUCGACGAGGACUUCCGCAAUGGCCUGAAGCUCAUGUUACUGCUGGAAGUCAUCUCCGGGGAAACCCUGCCCAAACCAGACCGUGGCAAGAUGCGCUUCCACAAAAUCGCCAACGUCAACAAGGCGCUAGACUUCAUCGCUUCAAAAGGCGUGAAGCUAGUGUCCAUCGGUGCUGAAGAAAUCGUCGAUGGUAACCUAAAAAUGACGUUGGGUAUGAUCUGGACCAUCAUCUUGAGAUUCGCCAUCCAGGACAUCUCAGUAGAAGAAAUGACCGCCAAGGAGGGUCUACUAUUGUGGUGUCAACGCAAGACAGCUCCAUACAAGAACGUGAACGUACAGAACUUCCACCUGUCGUUCAAGGACGGUCUCGCAUUCUGCGCCCUCAUCCAUAGGCACAGGCCUGACCUGAUCGACUACAGCAAGCUCUCCAAGGACAACCCACUAGAGAACUUGAACACCGCCUUCGAUGUCGCCGAGAAGUAUCUCGAUAUUCCACGCAUGUUGGAUCCAGAUGACCUUAUAAACACCCCAAAGCCGGACGAGCGCGCCAUAAUGACCUAUGUGUCAUGUUACUACCACGCCUUCCAAGGCGCGCAGCAGGUACAAUAUGAGAAUCUGCAAAACACUGCGAUGCCGGACGAACGGGCGGUCAUGACAUACGUAUCUUCGUACUACCAUUGCUUCUCAGGCGCUCAAAAGGCUGAAACGGCCGCGAACCGCAUCUGUAAAGUUCUCAAAGUUAACCAGGAGAACGAACGCCUUAUGGAGGAGUACGAGCGACUUGCCAGUGACUUACUGGAAUGGAUCCGCCGCACAAUGCCGUGGUUGAACAGCCGCCAGACCGACAACUCGCUUGCUGGCUGCCAGAAGAAACUCGAAGACUACCGUACUUACAGGCGCAAGCACAAGCCACCCCGCGUAGAGCAGAAGGCAAAGCUGGAGACCAACUUCAACACGCUGCAAACUAAACUUCGCCUCAGCAACAGGCCCGCCUAUAUGCCCACUGAAGGCAAAAUGGUUUCUGACAUCGCGCAAGCCUGGAAAGGUCUGGAAAUCGCUGAGAAAGCGUUCGAAGAAUGGCUCCUGAGCGAGAUGAUGCGUCUCGAGCGUCUUGAAUAUCUGGCGCAGAAGUUCAAGCACAAGGCUGACAUCCAUGAAGAUUGGACCAGAGGCAAGGAAGAAAUGCUGCAAUCGCAAGACUUCCGCCAGUGCAAGCUGUACGACAUCAAGGCGCUCAAGAAGAAGCACGAGGCCUUCGAGUCCGACCUCGCCGCGCACCAGGACCGCGUCGAGCAGAUCGCCGCUAUCGCUCAAGAGCUUAACACGCUGGAGUACCACGAGGUGGGCGCGGUGAACGCGCGCUGCCAGCGCAUCUGCUCGCAGUGGGACCGGCUGGGCGCGCUGACGCAGCGGCGCCGCGCCGCGCUCGACGACGCCGAGCGCGUGCUCGAGCAGAUCGACCUGCUGCACCUGGAGUUCGCCAAGCGCGCCGCGCCCUUCAACAACUGGCUGGACGGCACCCGCGAGGACCUGGUGGACAUGUUCAUCGUGCACACCAUCGAGGAGAUCUCCGGCCUCAUGGACGCGCACGCUCGCUUCAAGGCCACUCUCGGAGAGGCUGAUAAGGAAUACCAGGCAAUUGUCAACCUCGUUCACCAAGUGGAGUCGAUCGUGAAGCAACACCAAAUCCCUGGCGGACUUGAGAACCCCUACACUACAUUAACCGCACACGAGCUGAACCGCAAGUGGUCGGACGUGCGGCAGCUGGUGCCGCAGCGCGACGGCACGCUGGCGGCCGAGCUCCGCAAGCAGCAGAACAACGAGACGCUGCGCCGCCAGUUCGCCGAGAAGGCCAACGCCGUCGGGCCCUGGAUCGAGCGCCAGAUGGACGCCGUCACCGCGAUCGGCAUGGGCCUACAGGGCUCGCUAGAAGACCAGCUGCACCGGCUGAAGGAGUACGAGGCGGGCGUGUACGCGUACAAGCCGCACAUCGAGGAGCUCGAGCGCAUCCACCAGGCCGUGCAGGAGGGCAUGAUCUUCGAGAACAGGUAUUCCCAAUACACCAUGGAGACGCUCCGCGUAGGCUGGGAGCAGCUGCUGACAUCCAUCAAUCGCACCAUCAACGAGGUGGAGAACCAGAUCCUCACGCGCGACUCCAAGGGCAUCACGCAAGAACAGCUCACCGAGUUCCGCGCCUCCUUCAACCACUUCGACAAGAACCGCACAGGACGAUUGGCACCUGAGGAGCUGAAAUCGUGCCUGGUGUCUCUCGGCUACAGUAUCGGCAAGGACAGACAGGGUGAACUGGACUUCCAACGCAUUCUUGCUGUCGUCGACCCUAACAAUACUGGCUACGUAUCGUUUGAUGCGUUCUUGGACUUCAUGACGAGGGAAUCUACCGAUACUGACACAGCUGAACAAGUCAUCGACAGCUUUAGGAUCUUAGCUGGAGACAAGCCGUUCAUAACCGCGGAGGAGCUGCGGCGCGAGCUGCCGCCCGACCAGGCGGAGUACUGCGUGUCGCGCAUGCCGCCGUACCGCGCGCCCGGCGCCCCGCCCGGCGCGCUCGACUACAUGGCCUUCUCCACCGCGCUCUACGGCGAGACCGACCUCUAGACCUAUCUUUGCCAUAAAGUCAAGAACAAGCGACAAAGGGUAGAGACCUUUCGAAGAACAUAAGAUCUGCACUCCGCCAACUGAAGCAAAAUUAUACUAACACGGUGGAUUAUUUAGUCAUGGAAUUUUGCGAAAAAUUAUAUCACUUGCGUUGAUCAUAUCACGCCGCCCUAAGCAUGGUCAACAUAAGCGAACGAUUUUUGCAAUAAGUUGUUUUAACAGUUUAAGUAUGUGCAAUGUCAAACCAAAAAUGUCAUUAACUUUGAGAAAUUUUACUCCCUAAAAUAUGGACUUUUGGCUCAAAUCUGGAGAAACUUUGUAUGUUUACAAUUCUAUUUAUAUUAGAUUUAGGUAUUUUAACUUUUGUACGAGACCAUCAGAGAAGUCACAAAACAUUUAUUUGUAAGUUAAAAUGGUGCUAAUAUUAGGCUCACUAAUGUGUGACACCAAAUUAAGACUCAUUCAUAUUGUGAGAAUGUUUUGUUAUAUUUUAUUUUAAGCAAGCAUUAUUUAUACAAAUCAAAUUUUAUUACUGCCAUUAGUAAUUUAACUGAAAUGGUAGGAAAUACAUACCAUGUAAGCAAGAUAUUCAACAGUGUUGCAAGGAAUAAUCAUACAAAUUAUUUAUUUAUUCAAUAGAUUGCCACACCUUGCCCGCAUCUAUUUAUUAUCAUUUGAAUGUCAUUUUAUAUAAUCGUUUGUGAGAGUAUUUUUGGUUGAGUACUCUAAAUAAAUGAUCUGCCAUAUUUUAGUCUUUUAAUAAUGACUGUGUUGUUAAUUCAACCAAUUAUAUUAUUAUGAGGAAGAAGUGGGAUGUAGGCUAAGAAUGAAUUAUGUGCCCAAAAAGUAUACUAACUCGAAUGUACAGCUAAAUUAAUAAAGAGCUCU